Molecule: messenger RNA, 204 nt
Organism: Aplosporella prunicola CBS 121167
Lineage: Eukaryota; Fungi; Ascomycota; Dothideomycetes; Botryosphaeriales; Aplosporellaceae
Exons: 2
Coding region: 1-204 (67 amino acids)
Biological process (GO): positive regulation of telomerase RNA localization to Cajal body; ribosome biogenesis; snRNA pseudouridine synthesis
Cellular component (GO): box H/ACA snoRNP complex; box H/ACA telomerase RNP complex
Molecular function (GO): box H/ACA snoRNA binding; telomerase RNA binding
Source: RefSeq, a predicted model, not a curated record
AUGCAUCUCAUGUACACGCUCGACGCCGAGGGCAAGCGCGUCUACACGCUCAAGAAGGUCGUCGGCAGCGAGGUCACCAAGUCCGCCCAUCCGGCUCGCUUCUCCCCCGACGACAAGUACUCGCGCCACCGUGUCACGCUGAAGAAGCGCUACGGCUUGCUCAUCACCCAGCAGAAGGACAAAAUCGCGCUGGGCUCCCAGUAG